Messenger RNA from Sorghum bicolor (sorghum), 1492 nucleotides. RefSeq names its product 2-oxoglutarate-dependent dioxygenase DAO. The record is from RefSeq and is a predicted model, not a curated record. NCBI's taxonomy places the organism in Eukaryota, Viridiplantae, Streptophyta, Magnoliopsida, Poales, Poaceae. Gene Ontology annotation, molecular function: indole-3-acetaldehyde oxidase activity; dioxygenase activity. Gene Ontology annotation, biological process: auxin catabolic process. The transcript is spliced from 3 exons. The coding region runs from base 323 to 1219 and encodes 298 amino acids.
AAUGUUCCAUACAUGUGUCCAUGGGAUGGACGAAAAAAAUUUGGGUGGGAACACAAGACAGCUGCUAAGCGCGUGGUGUGUCGGUCGCUUGUCUCACCAAACCGGCGACAUGGAAGCCAGCUCGUCGCUUGUCUCGGUGCCGUCCGCCCGACAAGCGGCGCCCGCACGCGCUGCGCGUGCACGCCUCUAAAUACACAGCCCCGAGCGAGGCCGCCAAUCCCGCCGCCGCCCCACCCACCCACUCAUCCACGCAAAGCGAACCCGGCCGCCGGCGACGCAGUCCGGGACAUCACAGCUACAGCUAGCGGGAGCCGCAGCGGCGAUGGCGGAGAUCCCGGUGAUCGACCUGCGCCUCGCCGGCUCGUCGCGCGAGGAGUCCGCGCGGCUGCGUGCCGCGUGCGAGCGCCUGGGCUGCUUCCGGGUGACCGGCCACGGCGUGCCCGCGGGGCUGCUGGCCGAGAUGAAGGCCGCCGUGCGCGCGCUCUUCGACCUCCCCGACGACGCCAAGCGCCGCAACGCCGACGUCAUCCCCGGCAGCGGCUACGUGCCGCCCAGCGCCGCCAACCCGCUCUACGAGGCCUUCGGGCUCCUCGACGCCGCCGCGCCCGCCGACGUCGACGCCUUCUGCGCGCGCCUCGACGCGCCGCCCCACGUCAGGGAGACCGUCAAGGCCUACGCGGAGAAGAUGCACGACGUGAUCGUUGGCGUCGCCGGCGAGCUGGCCUCCAGCCUGGGGCUGGAGAAGCACUCGUUCCAGGACUGGCCGUGCCAGUUCCGCAUCAACCGGUACAACUACACGCAGGAGACGGUGGGCUCCUCCGGCGUGCAGACCCACACGGACUCGGGCUUCCUCACCGUGCUCCAGGAGGACGAGUGCGUGGGCGGCCUCGAGGUGCUGGACCCCGCCACCGGCGAGUUCGUGCCCGUGGACCCCGUCGCGGGCUCCUUCGUCGUCAACAUCGGCGACGUCGGCACGGCGUGGAGCAACGGGAGGCUGCACAACGUGAAGCACCGGGUGCGGUGCGUCGCGCCCGUGCCCCGCAUCUCCGUCGCCAUGUUCCUGCUCGCGCCCAAGGACGACGGCGUGAGCGCGCCGGAGGCGUUCGUCGACGAGGACCACCCGCGCCGGUACAAGGCGUUCAACUACGACGACUACCGCAGGCUCCGGCUGUCCACCGGCGAGCGCGCAGGCGAGGCGCUCGCGCGGAUGGCGGCGUGACGUGGUGCAGCUGCAAAUUGGAAGCCGGCAGCGACAAGCCGUUAAUUAUAGGCUUACCGUGGGACCGCCAUACGCCUACACGAGCAGAGUAUUCCAUAUCGGUUUUCUCGUUGAUCCGUUGUAUUAAUCGUGUGGGGAGAAGGAUUAUAUGUACCUAAUUUGCUCUACUGCUUAAUGAAAGACAUGCCCAGCACGAUCUAAAAAAAACUACCGUGGUGCCAUGUGAAUUGCUAUGACUCUGAUCAAUAAAAUCCUGUAACACUUGCGAGUCUA